Messenger RNA from Ogataea haglerorum, 1578 nucleotides. RefSeq lists its product as uncharacterized. Lineage: Eukaryota; Fungi; Ascomycota; Pichiomycetes; Pichiales; Pichiaceae. The transcript has a single exon. Gene Ontology annotation, molecular function: cis-regulatory region sequence-specific DNA binding; protein binding. Bases 1 to 1578 code for a protein of 525 amino acids. The record is from RefSeq and is a predicted model, not a curated record. Gene Ontology annotation, cellular component: nucleus.
AUGCCAGGGCAGACGGAAGAGUCUCGUAAGCGCCAGAAGACGCCCACGGCGGGGACUUUCCACCCGUACGCCAUUCCCGCGUCCUUGUCGUUGCAGGUGGUGAGCCAUCCCCUGAAAAUACGCCCUGCUGGGAACCUUUUGCUCGCGAGAAAAGAGACCGAGGAAAAGUUGCACAUGUCGAUGGGCGACUUUUACAGGUUUCCAGAGCAGUUGAUAAUGGACAUUCUGGGAUUGCUGGACUCUGCUGCUGAUCUGGGACACAUGAUGUGUGUCUCUCGAUUUUUCUACGCCUUUGCCAGCUCGGACGAACUAUGGAAGCAGGUAUAUCUUAGGGGAGAGAGAUUUGACCGAUGGCUCGGAAGCUGGAAAGAGAGCAUUCUCAGAUGCAAACAGAGCGCCAUAGACUGCAGCAUCGUGCACUCAGACCUGCUAUUUGUGCCCUACCAAAACUCUCAGGUCGACUAUUCCAGGCUUUUCGAAAAAAUCAUAAUCACAGAAAACAAGCGCAGACACCAGGUCAUGCCGGCUUCUGCGAGUAUCCCGUAUGACCUCUCCAUCCCACGGCUCGACGAGAACACCAUGACGGCCUCGCUGUUCUCCCAGCGCUUCCACGACCGCCCGUUUAUUCUCAAAUCCACCGAUCCUGCCCGGUGGCCAGCGUGGACGCUAGACACGCUUAGAGCCCGCUUUCCCAACACGACUUUCCGCCAGGAGUGUGUGCAGUGGCCGUUGAAGCUGUACGCGGAGUACUGUGCCAGCAACCAGGACGAGAGCCCGCUGUACCUGUUCGACUGCAACUCCGAGGCCAUGAAGCAGCUCAAGACAGAGUUUGUGCGUCCGGGCGUUUUUUCCGAGGACAUGUUCGACGUGUUCACGCGCCACGGCUACUCGUGCCGGCCCGACCACACGUGGCUGAUUGUGGGGCCGCACCGGUCCGGCUCGACGUUCCAUAAGGACCCCAACAGCACCUCGGCGUGGAACACGGUGCUGGACGGCUCGAAGCUGUGGAUCAUGCUCCCGCCCGACGUGACUCCGCCGGGCGUGCACACAAACGAGGACGAGAGCGAGGUGACGUCUCCGUUGGGGCUCGCAGAGUGGGUGCUAUCCGGCUUUUUCAACGACACUCUCAAGGUGGCCCGGGCAGAGCAGCGCUGCGCCAUUGGCAUCACCUUUCCUGGCGAGUGUCUCCAUGUUCCUGCCGGCUGGUGGCACAUGGUGAUCAACCUGGAGGACACGGUCGCGCUAACGGCGAAUUUUGUUCCCGAGUGCAAGCUCGAGGAGGUGGCGCGGUUCUUCCGCAAGAAGCAGGACCAGGUCUCUGGCUUCCAUCCUGCGACGGUGCUGGAAUUUGUGAGACGGUGUGUUGCCGCGGGCGAGAUGGACGGCGGGCUGCUCCAGAAGAUCGGCGAGGUGGACUCGAACGACGAUAUCGGCGAGCUGGACGUGCAGCUGCCGAUCUACGAGAUUUUCGAGCGACUGCUGCAGCUCAACGGAAAGCAGCUGAAGCAGCACAGAAGUCUGUGGAAGUCGCUUACGCAGCAGAGCACGGGCUUCAGGUUCGCCAUCGACAUCGAAUAG